AUGCCGCUGCACGUUGCCGCGUCCUGGGGGUGCUGCAGGUGCCUUGAGGUCCCGCUGAAGAAAGGGGGGGUCCCGGAGCUCCGAGACCAGGAUGGGAAACGAGCCAUCGACCUGGCGCUGGGACAGGGCAACCGUGCGUGUGUGCAGAUCCUGCGGGACUUGCAAUAUGCCCGAGGUUGGGCCCCCACGGAGGACCUGGGGGGUCCUGGGUGCUCCCUGUCCUUCCUGACCGAGGAUGGCACCGAAGACAGCGUCUUCUCCCAGCUCCCUGAGGAUGGGUCAGAGACCGGGCCCCUGAGCAGCACCCGCAGGUCCCAGCUGGAGGAGCUGGAGCUGGGGGGCGGCUGUGGUUUGGGGGAGCCCCCGCUCUGGCUGGAUUGUCCCCCGGAGCCCCCUUCCCUCUCCAUCCCCUCCUUCACCCCAUGGCCCCAGGUAGACCCCAGGGGCUCAGCUCUCCCCCCACAGCCCCUCGCCUCCAGCACGCUGCUUUCGGCCGGGGAUGAGCUCGGGGAGGGACCCCAGAGCCAGACCAUGGGGGGAAGGAUGGGGGGUCCCCCCCAGGCUCUCCUCAAGCCUAGCACUGGGGACAGCCCCUGUCCCCAGCAGGAUUUUGGUCCCAGUGGGUCCCUGAACUCCCCCCAGCCCCAGUCUUGUAGCAGGGUCCUGGGGGCACACAGGGCAUCUCCCGUGGCUCCCGUGUUCCGUGGUGGCCUGAGCAGCUGCUCCGUGGCGUGCCAGAGCCCGGGGAUGUGGCACGGUGACAUCCCAGGUGCUGCAGCUCAGCACCGUCGCAGUGUCCCCCGGGGACGAGCACUGGGCCGGCACUGGGCUGGGCUGCCCCCCGACCUGGGGACGGCAGUGCUCGAAGCUGGGGCUGGGGACUGGGACCGCAGCAGCCUUGGGGACAGCAGCAGUGCCAGCGAGCGCUUCGUCACUGCCGUGGAGACCAUGGAGCCCACCGAGGCCAGGGGGUGCCCGGGGGUUUGGCACCGCCGCUCCCCCCAGCCCAGGGCAGCCGCAGGGUCAGAGCUGGGCGAAGCCCCUUCCCCAACCGGAGCUGCCACCUGGGAGCUGCCCCCUGCCAGCCCCCCAAAUGCGGAGCGGGUGCAGAGUGAGGAUUUUUGGGGCACCUCAAGGGCAGCCCCUUGCUGCAAGGAUGGCUCAGAUGUGGGUGAUGUAGGGGAGCUGCUUGCCCAGCUCCAGGGGUGCAGCCUCCAGGGUUCCCCCCCCUGCACUCCAGGACCCCUUCCCAGCCCGGCCAGUCUCACCACUGGGGAUGUCACCCCCUGGGACCAGGAACCCCACAGUCACCGCCACGUCACCCCCAGGACAAAGAGCCGCCUCCGGGCCUCUGCAGCACGGCUCAGUGCCUCCUCUUCCUCCUCCCUCUUCGAUGAGACACUGGAGAUGCCUCAGAGGCCCCCCAGGCUCAGAGCACCCCGGGGUGUCCCCAAGGACCCUGUCACCACCUCAGGGCGCUGCAUCACCCUGGGGGAUGAGGAUGUGUCUAGCAGGGAUGGAGAGGGGACAGGCUCUUUGGAUGACACUGAGAUCCUCCCUGGAGCCCCCAGCCAGCCCAGCUCGCCCCCAGGGGCCAGCAGCUCCCCUAGCUCCAGCCCCACAGUCCUGCUGGUCCCUGGGGACCACGGCUGCCCCCAGGACUCCCCGUCAGAUGCUCAGGGCUCCCCUGGAUCUAGCCCCACAGUCCUGCUGGUCCCUGGGGACCACGGCCAUCCCCAGGAGUCCCCAUCAGAUGCUCAGGGCUCCCCUGGAUCUAGCCCCACAGUCCUGCUGGUCCCUGGGGACCACGGCCAUCCCCAGGAGUCCCCAUCAGAUUCUCAGGGCUCCCCCAGCUCUAGCCCCACGGUCCUGGUGGUCGCUGGGGACCACGGCCACCCCCAGGACUCCCCAUCGGAUGCUUGGGACUCCCCCCAUGCUGCUGGCAGCCCCAACCCCAGGGUGCUGGAGGAUGGUUCUGGGUGGCAGGACACCUUGCCCUUGGGGACAUGCCAGCCCCCACGGCCCCACGGGACCUUCAGCCGCCUCCCAGCCCCUCGGCUGCCAGGCAGCACUGUGGUGGAGCUGGGGACCCCGGCCGUCCCGCUCUCGCCCACCGGCUGCGGCGCUCACCGCACCACGGACCACCUCGAGGAUGAAGAGCGGGGACGGGUACCCACCAAGCAGCACAGCCCCAGCACAGAGGCCAUCGCCAGCCCCGAGGACCCCACGGCCCAGGACGGGCGAGCGUGCACAGCACCACCGCGGCCCCUCUCGGAUGAAGCUCUGCGCCGGCGGCUGCGGGCGCUGGGGGAUGAUCCAGGGCCCGUCACGGAGCUCACCAGGUGGCUGUACCUGCGGCGGCUGGAGGAGCCCGAUGCCGGCACAGCCGCUCCAGGGCACAGCCCCGAGCUGGCGGCCGCGCUGCGGACCGGCUGUGUCCCUGACUGCACCCAGGAUGAGCUGGCACUGGUCCGGCAAUUUGACCGCCCCGACCGGAGCCGGCACUGGCGGGAAGGGCUGGUCAAGUCCAGCUUCAACUACCUCCUCCUCGACCCCAGGACCACCCAGAACCUGCCGCUCCGCUCCCACCGCCUGAGCCCAGCCGAGUGCUUCAGGACCUUCAUCGAAGCCAUCUUCUAUGUGGGCAAGGGGACGCGUGCCCGACCCUACUGCCACCUUGCCGAGGCGCUGAGCCAGCACCGCGGUGGGACACGGAAGGGUUGCCCCAAGGUGCGGCGCAUCCUGGAGAUCUGGGCGAGCGGGCAGGGCGUCAUCUCUGUGCACUGCUUCCAGAACACUGUCCCGGCAGAGGCUUACACACGGGAGGGCUGCCUCGUGGAGGCUCUGGGGCUGCAGACCAUCACCAACCAGAGGAAAGGGAACUGCUACGGUGUGGCGGCAAGCUGGCCAGCGGACCAACGCCGGCGCCUGGGUGUUCACAUGCUGCACAGGGCCAUGCGCAUCUUCCUGGCCGAGGGUGAGCGGCAACUCCGGCCGGCGGACAUCCAGGGUGGGCGCUGA
This is a messenger RNA of Haliaeetus leucocephalus (bald eagle), 3021 nucleotides long. It is a transcript of the gene ANKLE1, whose product is annotated as ankyrin repeat and LEM domain containing 1. The record is from RefSeq and is a predicted model, not a curated record. Gene Ontology annotation, molecular function: endonuclease activity. Lineage: Eukaryota; Metazoa; Chordata; Aves; Accipitriformes; Accipitridae. The transcript has 7 exons. The coding region runs from base 1 to 3021 and encodes 1006 amino acids.